AUGCCCCUCCACAAAGCCAAUGGCUCACAAAAACUCCAUCUCAAAGAAGGACAAGCAUUUUGUAUAACUUUUUCAUCAGAUUAUAUUUCGAGAGAGCAUUAUAGGGAUCCAUGGAAUGAAGUUAGAAUUGGGAGAUUGCUGCAAGACCUUGAUGCCUUGGCUACUACGAUAUCGGUCAAGCAUUGUUCCGAUGAUGGUAGCAAAACACGGCCGCUCUUUCUGGUCACGGCUGCUGUUGAUAAGAUUGUCCUGAAGAAGCCGCUAAGUGUCAGCAUUGAUAUGAAAAUUGUAGAGGACCCUGAGGAUGAUUCAGACUCAGUGGCUCUUACAGCCACAUUCAUAUGUGUGGCCAUUGACUCAAAGACAGGGGAAGCAGUACCAGUGAACCGUAUUUUGCCCGAAACUAAGCAAGAAAAGGCUCUUUUAGAAGAAACCGAAGCACAAAACAGCUUGAGGAAAAGCAAGAGAGGAAAAGAGUUGGUGAAUGGAGAGCCACAGCACAGGAACAUGCAUGGUCGAGUCUUUGGAGGGUUUCUGAUGCACCGGGCUUUCGAAUUGGCUUUCUCAACAGCUUAUGCUUUUGCUGGUUUGGUGCCUUGCUUUUCAGAAGUUGAUCACAUUGAGUUCUUAAAACCUGUGGAUGUGGGAGACUUCCUCCGUUUCAAGACAUGUGUUCUAUACAAAAAACCAGAGGAUCCUGAACAACCUCUGAUCCACGUUGAAGUUGUUGCUCAUGUUACAAGCCCAGAGAAGAGGUCUGCUGAGGUAUCAAAUACAUUCUAUUUCUCUUUCACUGUUCGUCCUGAGGCAAAGGUCACGAUGAAGAAGGACCUCAAAAUCAAGAAUGUGAUCCCAGAAACAGAGGAAGAAGCUCGACCUAUGGUUGGACUCAAAAAAAAGAGGCAACAGCUAGAUGGUGAAUAUAUAUAG
Messenger RNA from Prunus armeniaca (apricot), 930 nucleotides. The record is from the annotation of a GenBank genome assembly. NCBI's taxonomy places the organism in Eukaryota, Viridiplantae, Streptophyta, Magnoliopsida, Rosales, Rosaceae.